Beta vulgaris subsp. vulgaris (sugar beet) is the source of this 1302-nucleotide messenger RNA. RefSeq lists its product as hypothetical. The record is from RefSeq and is a predicted model, not a curated record. Bases 382 to 1128 code for a protein of 248 amino acids. The transcript has 5 exons. Lineage: Eukaryota; Viridiplantae; Streptophyta; Magnoliopsida; Caryophyllales; Amaranthaceae.
AGGAUUGUGGUAAUGGAAUCCAACUCAACAUAAUUAAUAUUUUUUUAAUCCUCUAUUAGAUGGUUAUGUGCAGCAAUGUCCCUCUUUAACCCCCUAAAAAAAAAAAAGCCACUUUAACGCUCUCCACGUGUCUGCCAAGUGGUCCAAUGAGCAUACAAUCUUGAUUACAUUACCCUUCCACUCAUGUUAUCGUUCUACAACAGGAGAACACAAAUAACAAAUUAAAAAAAAAAAGCACUCAUGCUCUCCCUCCUUCAGUUUUCUUCCCCCCACAAAAUAGUUGGCUCAACUACAAAGCAGGACUACAAAAUCCAUAAUUUUUGGGUGGACGUGAAAUUGGUUCACCACUGUAUUUGUAUUUUGUGGGUACUCUAAAUUCUAAUGGGUGAAAUUGGAGCAAAGCACUUUCUGGGUGUAAAUGUAAAUCACACUAAUGAAAGAAAACCCAUCAGGGGUAAUCUAUUGUCCCAAGCUGUCACUAAAUUCAAGUUACAGCAGCCAAUCAGAAUCAAGUGUCAGUCGGUCAAUCAACGUCCAUCUACUUAUUCUUCCCGGAUUUCCACUGAUAUUGCCAUGUACGAAACUCCUGGGGCUUCAUUUGAUCAAUAUUUAGAGGAUACACCAAGAGUAUUUAAAGCAAUAUUUCCGGAUAAAAGAAGAAGCCAACAACUUAAUGAGGAAGAAUGGAGAGUUCAUAUGCUACCCAUACAGUUCUUCUUCCUUACUGUAAUGCCGGUUGUUGAUAUGAGAUUGAGAUGUACAACAAAUGGGAAGAAUUACCCUUCAGGAAUUCCACCCACCAUCUCCAAAGUUCUUGAGCUUAACAUUGUUAGAUGGGAGCUUCAAGGGCUAGAUAAUGUGUUGGAUCCCAAUCAUUUUGAUCUUGGUGUUCAUGGAUCUUUAUAUUCAGAUAGACGAGGCGUGAGAAGCAGGUUAAAGGGUCAAUUGGAGUUGAAAAUAAGUGUUGUUCUUCCACCCGUUCUUGGCUUCAUCCCUGAAGAUGUUUGCCGAAGUGUCUCAGAAUCGGUACUAAAGGGACUUGUUGAGAACAUGAAAGACAAGGUGAAUGGAAGCUUGCUAGCAGAUUACAGUAAGUUCCGAAGAGAGCGGCAAAUGAACCCAGUCUAGGUUGUAGAGAGAAAUAGGUAUUGUGUGAAAUGGACAAUCUGGAUGAAGCACCAACUAUUUCGGUCUUGUACAUUUACUUAUUGUUGAAUUUCAAGUGUAGCAUAACGUAAAUUGUUUUGAGGUUGUCAAAGGCUUCCAUACAGUUUCCUAAUAUAAAGCUUAAGGUUGUCCGCA